UUUGUUUAUAUUAUUUCGUCAAAUGAUUCUGGCUGCUGCACGGUUGGCUCUUCUCCGGCUGGGGAACGUACAACAGCCAGCGUCAGCAAAGUUUUAUUUGCCUUUCCUACACAUUAAAUCAGUGUAUUCUAGUCAGCCGCAUUUCGUAACGUGUGCUAGCAAGAAGCAAAAACUGCGGUAUCAGCGGUAUCUGGCCAGUAGCGAAGAACAGCAUUUUUAACAACUGCGCGACAACAACAACAAGCGAUCGUCAUCAUUUACCCCCAUACAUUCUUGUUUUCAGUAAUUUGUGAUAAGAUAAGCAUUUUCGUUCUGCCACACCACAUCAUCGCCUAGAGAAGAGCGCGCUCCAGUGUUCCAGAGAUAUGAGUCACAUACUGCUCUCAUACGUGUUUCUUCGAUCGUGUAGAGCUUGAACUGUCUGGAUUUUGCAGUCUUUCAGUUUGAUUCUAUAGAUCCAAUCGAUACAAUUGCAGCGCCACCACCAAACAAAAUCAUGUCCCUCACUAUACUAGUAACCGGCGGAGCAGGAUUCGUAGGUUCUCAUACGGUACUGGAGCUGCUGGCCGUUGGACAUCAGGUCAUUUGUGUGGACAAUCUGUGCAAUGCCUACGGGGCGGCUGGUUCCAAACUGCCAGAAUCACUAAAACGGGUUCAGGAGCUCGCGGGGAAAAGCGUUAUCUUCUACGACGUUGAUAUUCGCGAUAAGAAUGCCCUGCGAGAAAUCUUUAAAAAGCACAAAAUCGACUGUGUGGCCCAUUUUGCGGCACUGAAGGCAGUUGGCGAGUCAUGCAGGAUUCCUUUACAGUACUAUCAAAAUAACAUUACCGGAACCAGCGUACUGCUGGAGGUAAUGGAAGAGAGCAGCGUGUUCAACUUCGUGUACAGCUCGAGUGCAACCGUUUACGGUGAACCGCAAAAGUUGCCACUUAAUGAGAGCCACCCGACGGGCAACUGCACCAACCCCUACGGGAAGAGCAAAUACUUCACGGAGGAAAUCCUGAAGGACCUCUGCCUAUCGGACGCCCGCUGGUCGGUGAUAUCGCUGCGAUACUUUAACCCCGUCGGAGCGCACAAAUCUGGCCGAAUCGGUGAGGAUCCCAAUGGUGAGCCGAACAAUUUGAUGCCGUACAUCUCGCAGGUUGCUGUCGGACGACGGCCCUGUCUGAAGGUGUUUGGUAACAACUACGACACACCUGACGGAACGGGAGUGCGGGACUACAUCCACAUAGUGGAUCUGGCCGAGGGACACGUGAGCGCUAUCAAAAAAUUGUCCAGUGGUGAGUUGAAAGGUUUUGUUGUGUACAAUUUGGGUACCGGACGGGGGUACUCGGUACUAGAGGUGGUGGAUGCAUUUUCUAAAGCUUCGGGCAAGAAGAUUUCCUACGAAAUCGUAGAUAGACGUCCCGGUGACGUAGCGACCAGCUACGCCGAUGUUACACUUGCUGCGAAGGAACUUGGAUGGACGGCGAAACGUGGACUGAAGGAAAUGUGCGAAGAUACGUGGAACUGGCAAAAAUCAAAUCCGAACGGGUUCGCCGAAUCUCGCUAGAUCACAAUCAGCAACGGGUAUAAGAAAAAUACGAAGUAAGAUUUACUACAACAAUUGCGUUUAAUCAAAAGGCCAUUUAUUCCAAAGCUAUGUUUUAUGUUCCAUAAAAUGCCAUAGAUAGUAACAUAUUGCACACCUAGCUGUGAGUUGUAAUGAGACCAAAUAAAAGUAUAUAUUAAGGUGGGAAAAA
Wyeomyia smithii (pitcher-plant mosquito) is the source of this 1742-nucleotide messenger RNA. RefSeq names its product UDP-glucose 4-epimerase (gene Gale). Gene Ontology annotation, biological process: beta-D-galactose catabolic process via UDP-galactose, Leloir pathway. The coding region runs from base 497 to 1552 and encodes 351 amino acids. Gene Ontology annotation, molecular function: UDP-glucose 4-epimerase activity. The record is from RefSeq and is a predicted model, not a curated record. Gene Ontology annotation, cellular component: cytosol. NCBI's taxonomy places the organism in Eukaryota, Metazoa, Arthropoda, Insecta, Diptera, Culicidae. The transcript has 5 exons.